AUGACAUCUGUAUUCCAUUAUCUCGGUUCCCCCAUUACGUUUCUAAAUUCCACUCCGGCAACAGUAAAAUCGAUGUAUCCUUACGAUUUCAUUUGGUUCCAUCGCCCCGGUAAUAAGUUUCAUAGCCCUUCUUCUACGCUGGAGCCAAUGACCAGAUAUGUCGAAGUUAUUGAUGAUGACGGGUUUCAGGUAGUCUUUUUGAGCCCAGAGCUAAAGGGAUUUGCAAAUUUUGAGUCCUUGAAGCUAAAAUUUUCUACUGAAAUGAUGAAGAACAAUGGAUGAAUUUCCUUAACGAUGAGUCAGACCUUAUUAUUUCAGUAGAUGUUUUUCUUCUCUUCUUUUUUUAUCGCUAUGAUGUGAAGCAUUUUGGGUGAUGAAUUCAUAUGGAAAUUUUUUAUUGAGAAAGACUUUGAUGAUGUUCAUAACAUCUUCGAUAAAUUGCCUCAUAGAAUUUUCUUUCAUUGGAAUGUACUUAUUUGUUGUAAUCUGAUUUGUAAAGAGGAAAUCCACAUCUUUGUCCUGGAGAACUACAUGCUCUGAAACUAUUUAUCUCAAUGGCCCUCAGCAAGAUCUACAUAUACUAGGUCCAUAUGAUGAUUCAGUUUCUAACAAGAUCAGAUAUGAUGGAAUUCUCUAUGGUGGCAAAUAAAUGAGAUUGUUACAAAUUUUUGAUCUUUUUACCAUGGAUAGAUGGAUUUGGCAAGCCUCUAGAAAGAACAUUCCAGGUUUAAGAAAUUUCUUACUUGACUUCUAGAUCUAUUUUUCUUAGGAAAUUUCUAAUCGGAUAUUGCGUUCUUCACAUACAAAAUGUUCAUCAGGGAUAUAAAAUUAAAAGUUUGGUGUGUUUUUUAAAGCAUGAGUGUGGAUUAUUAAUGACUUAUUAUCUGUGUCUUCUACUCCAUUAAUUAUAUAUAUAUAUAUAUAUAUAUAUAUAUAUAUAUAUAUAUAUAUAUAUAU
Molecule: messenger RNA, 957 nt
Organism: Lactuca virosa
Lineage: Eukaryota; Viridiplantae; Streptophyta; Magnoliopsida; Asterales; Asteraceae
Source: the annotation of a GenBank genome assembly